This is a messenger RNA of Ogataea parapolymorpha DL-1, 483 nucleotides long. RefSeq lists its product as uncharacterized. The record is from RefSeq and is a predicted model, not a curated record. Bases 1 to 483 code for a protein of 160 amino acids. Lineage: Eukaryota; Fungi; Ascomycota; Pichiomycetes; Pichiales; Pichiaceae. The transcript has a single exon.
AUGGACAUUGCUCAGCUUAACAAUCCUGUCGCUCAAGACUCCGCCGUUGACUAUAGCGAACUGUACGAAGAUUUGCUUACCAAAUAUGCCAAGGUGCAUUCUGAUGCACAGAAGCUCAAAAACAAAGAAAUACGAACGAACAGGCUGAUCAAGUAUCUUGAACUUCGAAACAGUAUGCUUGUCCAGCUCUUGAUGCGCGCCGAAUCGCUAAGAUUGAAUGGAACCCAAUCAAAAAUGUCCGGCAAUCAGGAACAGGAAAUCCUGCAGUCCGUUCUGUCCCAAAAGCCAUAUCUACAGAACAUCCUUCAACCGUUAACACAAAACACAGGGGAUUUAGAUUCUCUCGAGCUCUCGCAAUUUUACGAAUUGCUAGAAAAAAACCCCAACUCGUCCGUUUUGAACAACGAUCUUGAAUCAGUACUAGAUCUUGACGACGGCGCUGAUAGAAAAAGAAAACUGGAACCAGCUACAGACAUCUCAUAA